Molecule: messenger RNA, 1449 nt
Organism: Pogona vitticeps (central bearded dragon)
Lineage: Eukaryota; Metazoa; Chordata; Lepidosauria; Squamata; Agamidae
Source: RefSeq, a predicted model, not a curated record
AUGACGGUCUCAAGGAGCGGCGGGCCUGUCUUCUUCCAUAAUCAGUGGAGUGAGGCCAUCAUAGGCAUCGCUGCAGACAACAUGAAGCUGCCGUUGCCUAACAUGUUCAUCGCCCCUCCUGUGGUCAAGCAGCUCUCCCGGGGACCCCCCGAGGAGGAACCAGUCCAUCCUCCUCCUCCAUCUGGAGAUUUCUUCACUGUUGUGCUCAGUGAUGACUUGCUCUUCAUCCAUGGAUUCCAUCAUCGGCCAGCGCGGUUCAGACCCGUCUUCGACAUGUUCGUCCCUAGAGCGUGCCAUCAGAGCCACAAGGAGUGCUGGUCUUGUCAUUACCACCAUCACCACCACAACCACCACGAGUCACUAUGGAGCCAGUCAGACAGUGACUCCACCUGCUCAGAGUCUGAGACUCUGAGUAGCACCCAAGCUGCAAAAGCCUGGUGCAAUGGUUUGCCCCAAUGCAGAACAAAAGUCCAAACGAACCUGAUCCCCAAUCGGCAGCUGGACAACUUAGUGGAACAACUCAGUCGCUUGGAAGAGGAGAAGGCAAAAGAAUCAAAAAGGCUCUGUGAGGAACACCAGGAGCCCCUGAAACUCUUCUGCCAGGACGACAAAACCCUCAUUUGUGUGAUUUGUGACAAACACAAAGAGCACCGAGAUCACCAGGUGGUUCCUCUGGAGGAGGCUGCGCAGCAGCACAAGGAACUGAUCACCAGUCACUUGGAGCUUCUGAAGAAAGACAGGGCAGAAAUUAUGACAUAUAAAGAGGAAAGAGUAAAUGAAAGCAAACACCUGCUUACGCAAACAAAAGCCAAGAUGGAAAAGAUGAAAGCAGAAUUCAGAAAACUCCGCCAGUUUUUGGAAGAACACGAGAAGCUUUUAAUGGUCCAGAUGGAAGAGGUGGAGAAAGAAAUAGCAAGGAAAAGGGACGAACACCUGGCCAGGCUCUCUGAGGAGCUCUCCUCCCUUGGAGGUCUCAUCCAGGAGAUGAAGCAGAAGUUCCAGCAACCCCUGGGUGAACUCCUGCAGGAUGUUGGAAGAAUCCUGCAGAGGAGCGACGAGAAAGUCACGUUUGAGAAUCCAGUCGUCUUUCUUCCGGAACUGAAGUGGAAGAUUUGGGAUUUUUGUGAUAUAAAUCCUUUUCUAGGAGGCGUCAUGAACCAGUUCAAAGAUGCUCUGGUACAUGGACUUCAGCUGCAGAAAGCAGUGCAACGAUCCCUAAACGUAACCCUGGAUCCAGACACAGCUCAUCUGCAGCUUAUUCUUUCUGAUCAUAAAAGUGUCACAUGUGGAUCCAAAUUGCAAGAUCUGCCUGACAACCCUAAGAGAUUUGGCAGUGCUGCUAAUGUGCUGGGACAGGAGAGAUUCACAGCAGGCAGAAAUUUCUGGGAAGUUGUUGUGGGAAGUGAGGAACAGUGGCUGGCAGGGGUCACCCAAGAGUCAGUGAUUUAG